Molecule: messenger RNA, 204 nt
Organism: Linum trigynum
Lineage: Eukaryota; Viridiplantae; Streptophyta; Magnoliopsida; Malpighiales; Linaceae
Source: the annotation of a GenBank genome assembly
AUGGAACAAUCGGAGGUGUCUUGCUUCCUGUCGUCGAUCGAUUGGGAGAAAGAAUCGAGGACCAGCAGCGCGAAGCCAGGAUCUCUUCGAAGCCGUCGCGUGAACUACAUGCCGACGGGAAGCCAGACAAAGAAGUCAAUCGACGACGAGUUGAAGACGAAGCUGAGGGUUCGCCGGUGGCCGGCGAAAGAAAGGAGGACGUAG